This is a messenger RNA of Fulvia fulva, 1086 nucleotides long. Its product is annotated as Kinetochore-associated protein MTW1. Gene Ontology annotation, biological process: mitotic sister chromatid segregation; kinetochore assembly; mitotic cell cycle. The transcript has 2 exons. The record is from RefSeq and is a predicted model, not a curated record. Gene Ontology annotation, cellular component: nucleus; chromosome, centromeric region. Bases 1 to 1086 code for a protein of 361 amino acids. NCBI's taxonomy places the organism in Eukaryota, Fungi, Ascomycota, Dothideomycetes, Mycosphaerellales, Mycosphaerellaceae.
AUGCUCACUCGUGUUUAUCAUCGAUCGACGGGGCAACGACGCGAGCACGGCGCGUCUCCUCCAAGUCCCACCUUCGCAGAUCGCAGAUCGCAUCUCGAACUUCACCAAGACAACACUAUGGCGUCCAACAAGCAGACAACAAACGCGCUGCUCACUGAACACUUCCGAUAUACUCCUCUGACACUGCUAGACGACAUAAUCAACACCGUCAACGAGCUCGUGUUUCGAGCCGUCAAUGCGAUAGAAGAAGGCUUCGGCGGAACGACAGCACAGCAACUUGGCUUCCAGCUCGACGAGGAGACCGCCGUAUCACUACCGAACGACGAGGCGAGACGAGAGAGGCUUGCAGAGCUCAAGCAGAAUGAGGUCGACAAUGGCAUUGUGAAGCUGGAAAGCCUUCUGAACGCGACCGUCGACAAGGACUUUGACAAAUUUGAGAUUUACACCUUGAGGAACAUACUUGCGGUCGGUCAUGCUGAGGAAGAUUUGGCGAAUUGGGUCCGGCUGGACCAUUACAAGGGUGUCGAUGUCGUGAAUGCGGAUGAGGUCCCUACACCACAGCAGGUGCAGCUACAGCGGCGGAAACUUCACGAAACAGCAAAACUGAAUACCAUGCUCAAGGCGGAAGAGGCGCGGAACGCUGCGAUUCUCUCCCAGCUAAGCAGACUGAUCGGCGCAGAACCGAAGCAGGAAGGCGAAGAGAGUGAGAACAAGGCGCCGUUCGCAUUCCUCAAGUCCUCAGAAGCAACAGCACAGGCGCAGAACUUGGCACAGGAUACCCAGGAGACACUCAAGCAGAUCCCAGCGCUGCAGCAACUUCUCGAGAAACUCAAGGACGCCAUGCAGAACAAUUCAAACCCACGCCAGGCCAGAUUCGACGACUCCGACUCGAUGGAUGGCAGGCGUAGGCAGUACCUCAAUGCGCAGACCAGGCGAGCUUUGGAGAGAAAAGGCAUCGACCCUGAAUCUGGUGCUGGGUCGUCACUUACUGCCGGGCGAAGAAUGGGUCGCGAAGAGCUAGAAGGCAUUGAAAGUGUUGCGCAGGCAUUAGGUGGCGCGCAGAAUGCGCGAUCACGAUCGAGAUGA